AAACCCCUUCAUUCCAAACCCACCACCUCCAAGGUGUUCCUUUUCCACAACUCCUAAAGAGGUAGCUCUCCCCUUUCUUUCCGUUUUUCGCGACACUUUCAAGCGUUUUCGCUCAAAACGACGACGGCGAUGGAUCGCGUGACGAAGUUGGCCUCCCAACGGGCGGUCGUGAUCUUCACCGUGAGCUCGUGCUGCAUGUGCCACACUACCACAAGGCUCUUCUGCGAGCUAGGCGUCAACCCCACUGUGUAUGAGCUCGACAAGGAUUCGAAGGGAAAGGACAUGGAGAAGGAGCUCGUCAAACUGACGGGUCGGAGCCCACCGGUGCCGGCCGUGUUCAUCGGGGGCAAGCUCAUUGGAUCCACCGACAAGAUCAUGUCCCUUCACCUUAGCGGUAAUUUAGUUCCGCUGCUUCGAAGCGCUGGCGCCAUCUGGCUGUAGAAGAAAUAUAGCUCGCUCCGAUGCCAUGUAUGGGAGAAGUACUUACCUAUUAAGCACUUAUAGCUAGUAGUGAUAACAUGAAGUAGUGUAUAGAGAGGCUUCUUCUCUCUUGUUAAUAAAAUAUAGAGAAAACUACAAGUAUUUGACCUUUUGUUACAAAUAAGUUGUACUUGCAAAAUAUGGUGUAGUGUCUUCUUUUUCACAAUCAUGGUAAUGUAACUGAUCCUUAAUUUCUCUCAUCAUCAAUGUGUAAUAAUUAGCUUACAAUGAAAGUGGGAAAUUUUUGCUUUUUGAGGUA
Ananas comosus (pineapple) is the source of this 739-nucleotide messenger RNA. RefSeq names its product glutaredoxin-C1-like. The coding region runs from base 130 to 441 and encodes 103 amino acids. Lineage: Eukaryota; Viridiplantae; Streptophyta; Magnoliopsida; Poales; Bromeliaceae. The transcript has a single exon. The record is from RefSeq and is a predicted model, not a curated record.